Messenger RNA from Staurois parvus, 661 nucleotides. Lineage: Eukaryota; Metazoa; Chordata; Amphibia; Anura; Ranidae. The record is from the annotation of a GenBank genome assembly.
AUUCUAGGUUGUAUCAGGUGAAUUUUGAUGCACCCACAUGUGAGGGGAAACGAAGGGAAAUCUCUCGCUGAGUGGAGACUUUUCAUCUUCUGCUGAGUUCUUUGUCACAAUUGCUGUGUUUGCCUUCCUCUACUCUCUGGCCGCCACAGUAGUCUACAUCUUCUUCCAGAACAAGUAUCGGGAGAACAACAGGGGGCCCCUAAUUGAUUUUAUCGUAACUGUGGUCUUCUCCUUCAUGUGGCUGGUGAGCUCGUCGGCCUGGGCUAAAGGACUUUCUGAUGUAAAAGUGGCCACAGAUCCCGAUGAGGUUCUGUUAUUGAUAUCAGCUUGUAAACAGCCAUCAAACAAGUGUACGUCAGUGCGGAGUCCUGUCAUGUCAAGCCUGAAUACUUCAGUGGUGUUUGGAUUCCUGAAUUUUAUUCUGUGGGCUGGAAACAUAUGGUUUGUCUUCAAGGAGACAGGCUGGCAUGCUUCUGGGAAUAGAUAUCCCCAAGAACCAGUUGAGAAACAGUCUGGUAGCCAAUCUUUAAACCAGGGUGGAUACAAUCAAGACCCCUAUGGACCAACUCCACCAUUCAAUCAACCACAAGGAGGCUUUGGCCAGCAGCCAAACUUUGGGUAUAACCAAACCGGCCCAACAUCUUUUGCCAACCAGAUUUAA